Molecule: messenger RNA, 836 nt
Organism: Tarenaya hassleriana
Lineage: Eukaryota; Viridiplantae; Streptophyta; Magnoliopsida; Brassicales; Cleomaceae
Exons: 1
Coding region: 165-584 (139 amino acids)
Source: RefSeq, a predicted model, not a curated record
AAAGGUAGUUUUGUGACAAAUGGGUUGGUCAAAUAUUCAAAGGCGGGCAUCAGAAGUUCCCAUUCCAUCUUAUUAUAUAUGAUACUGUCUUUUUUUGAAAUCAAAUUCAAAGAAAUUGCAGUCAAAUCGGAAUUCUCCAAAUUAUUUUACAAGGAAAAGAAACCAUGAACCCGCCGAGAAGCUGCUCAUCGUACGGCAUACAAAUUGAGCUAACAAGAGAUGUUCGAUAUUUCCUGGUGAAUCCGACAAAGAAACAGAGAAUGCAGGCCGUGAGACGAAACCCACCAAGGGAGGGUCUUGAGACGCCGGCGACGGAAAGGGCGAACCGGGUCGGCCGGAGGAAUAACGGGUCGGGGAUCAGAGCACGGUUCUCUUGCACGUGUUCGGGUCGACCCGGUUCGGCGAGAUGCGUACGGCACGGGUACUUGGUUCCAAACGGAGAGAGGAGGAUGAUGAGGAGGGCCAGUGAGGGAAGCAGAGAGAUUUUACGGCGAGCCUUGACGCCGCCGAGUCGCCGUAUGAGUCUCCGGUGGUGGAAUUUCCGGCCGACACCGAGUCGACUCUGUAACAUGUCCUCUGCAUAAUCUCUUCUCUUUUUAAUUUUUUUUUCCCUGAUUUUUUGUAGUAGUUUCUGGGAAAAGAUUUGUGGGUUUUCGUUUCGUUUGAAUGGUAAAUCGAACAGAGAUUGAUCGUCGCAGAAUAGCUUGUGAAAUCCUCUCAGAUCUUACGCAAUAUUCUGCAUACGCCUGAGUUUGAAUCUUAUGUAUAUAAUGUAUCAUCGGCCUGUAUCGAUGGUUAUAUGACCGUCGAAUGAGAUUCAAGAUCACAUGGGUUCA